GUGGAGUUUCAUUAAACCCUGCAAAGGAAAGAAAAAAUUUCGCAUUUAAAAAGAAUUUAAAAUUGAAUUUUAAUCUUCAACGCGUGAUAAAAGAAUCUUUAAACAAAAAUGGAUGAAGAAUAUGAUGCAAUCGUUUUGGGAACAGGGUUGAAGGAGUGCAUUUUGAGUGGAAUGUUAAGCGUAUCUGGUAAAAAGGUACUUCAUAUCGACCGAAACACGUAUUAUGGUGGCGAUACAGCCUCAAUUACUCCUUUGGAGGAACUGUUCUCAAAGUUCAAGCAAGAGAAUCCCGGUGAGAAGUACGGCCGUGGACGUGAUUGGAAUGUCGAUCUUAUUCCCAAAUUCUUGAUGGCCAAUGGAUUGCUUGUAAAGUUAUUGAUUCAUACGGGCGUUACAAGAUACUUGGAGUUUAAAUCUAUUGAAGGAUCUUAUGUCUAUAAGCAAGGAAAAAUUGCGAAAGUUCCAGUCGAUCAAAAAGAAGCUUUAGCUUCGGAUUUAAUGGGCAUGUUUGAAAAACGUCGCUUCCGAAACUUCCUGAUCUAUGUUCAGGACUUUAAAGAAGAUGAUCCAAAAUCGUGGAAAGAUUUUGAUCCGAUGACACAAAACAUGACAACACUGUAUGCAAAGUUUGGAUUGGAUACAAACACUCAAGAUUUUACUGGUCAUGCUUUGGCUUUGCAUCGUGAUGAUGAUUAUCUUGGUGAACCAGCUGUCAAUACAAUUCGUCGUAUUAAAUUGUAUUCUGACUCAUUGGCUCGCUAUGGAAAAUCUCCAUAUCUUUAUCCAAUGUAUGGAUUGGGUGAACUUCCACAAGGCUUUGCUCGUUUGUCAGCUAUUUAUGGUGGAACUUACAUGCUUGAUAAACCUAUCGAUGAGAUUGUCUUUGAAGGUGGACGAGUUGUUGGUGUUCGUUCAGGAGCUGAAGUUGCUAAAUGCAAGCAAGUUUAUUGCGAUCCAUCUUACGUUCCUGAUAAGGUUCGUAAAGUUGGCAAAGUUAUUCGUUGUAUUUGUCUGAUGGAUCAUCCAAUAGCCAACACAAAAGACGCUUUAUCAACGCAAAUUAUCAUUCCACAAAAGCAAGUUGGACGUCGUUCCGACAUUUAUGUCUCGUUGAUCAGCUACACUCAUCAGGUAUCAGCAAAAGGUUGGUUCAUUGGAAUGGUAUCAACAACUGUCGAGACAGAUAAUCCUGAAAAUGAGAUUAAACCAGGCUUGGAUUUGCUUGGAUCUGUUGCACAAAAGUUCGUAUCCAUUUCGGAUUAUUAUGAACCAACAGACAAAGGACUCGAAUCGCAAAUCUUCAUUUCGCAAUCAUAUGAUGCAACGACACAUUUUGAGACAACAUGUUUAGAUGUGUUGGAUAUCUUUAAGCGCGGAACUGGUGAAGAUUUUGACUUCUCUAAAAUAAAACAGGAAUUAGGUGAUGAAGAGCAGUAAGUUUAAAGCCCCCAAAACAUACACACACAACACAAACAUACACACACAUAGAAACAUCUUCUUCUUUUUCUGCGAUCUUUAUAAUCCUAAAAGUGCGCAAUUUUUUUUUCUUGAUGAAAUUUAUAAUAAUCUAUCAUCAAAUUUAUGUAUAAACAAAGAUAUGAGAAAAGAUUUGCAUAAAUAAUAAUUUUAAGCGCCAAUGUUUAACUUCAAGAAUUUUUUUUUUGGAUAAAUUUAUAGCUCUUUAUUAUCUAAUUAUCUACCUAAGUAAAUGAAACAUCGAAGACAUUCAUUCGCUUCCUUUUUUACGUUAUUAUGGCUGUUUGACAGAAAAUAAUAUUUUUUCCUUAAAUUUUCACAUUGAUUACUAACAAAUUGGUAUUGGAGAAGACUUUUGUCUUGAUUCUUUCAUUUUAUGGAUGAUGUAAUGAAAGAUAUUAAUUGUCAAUAUCACGAUCACAUCUUCAUUCGAGGUCAGCAUUAUAUUGGCAAUUAAUAUAAUUUAUUUAAAUCAUCGAUGUCAUAAAAAUUUAGAAUUUCUUUAACAAUAUUCUCCUUUAACUAUUGAAGUAUAAUUUUAUCAACAAUUUAUUUUAUAAAGAAUGUAAAAGAUGGAAAGAAAAACUUAUAUGCGAUAAUAUAAAAGUAUGAUAAUCCCUCUUUUGCCCCAAAAAUAAUAAAAUUAAAAAAUAAAUAAAAAUAAGAAGUAACAAAGUGCACCAAUUUGCACCAAUUUGCAGCUUAACACCAUAAAGCGCGGAAUUAAAAUGAAAUUAUUCAUUGAUGAAAUUAUCCUUGAAUAUAUACAAGACAUUUUAUAAAUGAUGAACGAUUAAUGAUUCCGCUGCCUCAUUCGUUUGAAGAAAAAUAAAAAUGCUUUUUAACGAUUUUGAAAAGCUCAAAGUUGCAAAUAAAUAAUUUAUGAAGAUAUUGUGUAUCCCAAUUUGUCUCCUGAUGAAAUUAAAUACCUUUUUCAAUACAUUUUAUUCAAUAACAUCCAACGUACUUCUAAAAAUUUUAUUAUGCUUGCAGCGCUUUUCCUUUCUUAAAGAGAAGAAAAACUUAUUUCUAAAUAUCAAACUGAAUGAAUAGUUGUGAAUUAAUUUUCAUUUAGAGCGCCGAAUAUCUAAAAUAACUAUCAGACAAGUUCAUUCCAGAUACAUGCAUAUGUAAAGUUGAGAAAUUGAAAAAAGGAGAAUAAAGUAAAAAUUGCUGUUUGUAAUGAGAAAGAAAUAAAUUGAUGAGAAACAUUAAAAAAAAUACAAC
This is a messenger RNA of Clunio marinus, 2703 nucleotides long. The record is from the annotation of a GenBank genome assembly. Lineage: Eukaryota; Metazoa; Arthropoda; Insecta; Diptera; Chironomidae.